Heterostelium album PN500 is the source of this 744-nucleotide messenger RNA. It is a transcript of the gene psmA6, whose product is annotated as proteasome subunit alpha. The record is from RefSeq and is a predicted model, not a curated record. Gene Ontology annotation, biological process: ubiquitin-dependent protein catabolic process. Gene Ontology annotation, cellular component: cytosol; proteasome core complex; proteasome core complex, alpha-subunit complex. The coding region runs from base 1 to 744 and encodes 247 amino acids. Lineage: Eukaryota; Evosea; Eumycetozoa; Acytosteliales; Acytosteliaceae. The transcript is spliced from 4 exons.
AUGAGUGGAAGUAGAGCAGGUACAGCAGGUUAUGAUAUGAGUAUUAUUUUCUCACCACAGGGAAAGCUCUAUCAAGUUGAAUAUUCAUUCAAAGCAAUUAAAUCAGGUGGUUUAACAUCGAUUGGUAUUCGUGGUAAAGAUACUGUAGUUGUUGCAGCACAAAAGAAGAUCCCAGACAAGUUGAUCGAUCCAUCAACUGUUUCCUCCAUUUAUAAAAUUACAGAUUAUCUUGGUUGUAUUCAGACUGGUAUUGUUCCCGAUGCAAAGUUACAAGUUAGUAAAGCAAGACAAGAAGCAGCACAUUUCCAUCACAAGUUUGGAUAUCAAAUCCCACCCAACGUCAUGGCCAAGAAAGUUGCCGAUCAAGCACAACUUUCAACUCAACACGCUUCAUCAAGACCACUAGGUGUUUCAAUGAUUUUGAUAGGAUUCGACGAUGAGUUGGGACCACAGUUAUUCAAGAUGGAUCCAUCGGGUGCAUUUUUCGGUUAUAAGGCAACUGCUGCUGGUGAGAAGGAACAAGAGGCAACCAAUUUCCUCGAAAAGAAGUUCAAGUCUAAUCCACAGCUAUCGAGAGACGAAACCAUUCAAUUGGCCAUUUCAACUCUACAGAAUGUAUUGGGUGCCGACCUAAAGGCAUCCGAUCUCGAAAUCGGUAUUUGCAGUAGAGACGACACCAAAUUCAGAUUGUUACCAGAGGAAGAUAUCGAUAAUCAAUUAACAAAGUUGGCCGAAAGAGAUUAA